CUCACAUUUAACGUUGGUCGUUUUUUUCGGUCACUUCAUCUGACUCUGCCGUCGUUGUCGUUAUUGCCGCCGUUGUUUUCGUGAGUUUUACACGUUAAUCAUUUUUAUCUUUUAUUUUUGCUUGUCUAAGACUACUUGGUUUUGUGUUUCCGCUAUUCUACAAAAGUGCGAAUAUACUUUGUUUAUCUAUAAAAAUAAUCGGUUACAUUGUGCGGUUUGUUGUUAACCGGUUCAUAAAUAGACACAGAAUAGUUCGUGAAACAAGUCCAAGAAGCCAAAAGUGGUGGUCAUCGGACACCACAAAUACAAACAAAUAAAUAUUCAAAUAUUGUCCGGGGUGCCAAACAUUCACCACGACGGCAUCACCGGGAGCACAAAGCGGGACGACCAGCGAGGCUGAGGACUCGUCCAGGUCGUCGUUGGGCUCAACAAUGAUGUUAACACAGCAACAUCAUCAUCAUCACAAUAUGUUGUCACCCAUGUUCAAUUUUUUGGACGUCCCUUGUAGUAGUAGCCCGCCUUUAGCUGCAUUACACACGAUGACCGAAAUGAAGAACGGAUGCACAGCCGGUAAUCCGCAUGGCAUCGAACAAAUAUUAUCGCGGCCACCGACCACUGGAGCGGCCGUAGCCAUGAGCCAUCAACAAAGGGCGUUCAACAGCGUGGCCGGUAUUGCCGCAGCCGGUAUGGCCGCUGCAGCUUCGUAUUUUCACAACGGCGGCGUCAAACACCCAGCUACUACUCUGGCGGACCUAACUACCAGAAACCUCUACUGGCCCGGAUUUCAAGGGCUAGUAAAUAACCCAAUAGCUUGGAGGGACAGGCUGGCUAGUUUAAACAAUUCGAACCAAGACAAAGACGGUAAGAAGAAACACACUAGGCCCACGUUUAGCGGCCAACAGAUUUUCGCGCUGGAGAAGACGUUUGAACAAACAAAAUACCUGGCCGGCCCCGAAAGGGCGAAACUGGCGUACGCGCUGGGCAUGACCGAGUCUCAAGUUAAGGUUUGGUUUCAAAACAGGCGAACCAAGUGGCGAAAAAAGCACGCCGCCGAAAUGGCUACUGCCAAGAGGAAGCAAGAAGAGGCAGCCGACGAGAGUGACGAAGAUGAAGACACGAGGGACGAAAGUGCGGCCAAACGACUCAAAAGAGAAUUAGCCGCACAUUAUGGAGGCGGCGGCAUAUAGCAUCAGGUAUGGCCAACCGUUGGCCACUCCGGUACCUUAGACUUAAAGACUCAUGAUUAAUUGCUUUGAAAUGGGUCGCGUCUCGGGAGGUACACACUCACCACUACUACACUAUUUUAUUAUGUACAUUGAUCAAAUGGAUUAUUGAAAUUAUUUCAACACU
Daktulosphaira vitifoliae (grape phylloxera) is the source of this 1350-nucleotide messenger RNA. Its product is annotated as homeobox protein Nkx-6.1-like. Gene Ontology annotation, biological process: cell differentiation; regulation of transcription by RNA polymerase II. Gene Ontology annotation, molecular function: DNA-binding transcription factor activity, RNA polymerase II-specific; RNA polymerase II cis-regulatory region sequence-specific DNA binding. The coding region runs from base 432 to 1187 and encodes 251 amino acids. Gene Ontology annotation, cellular component: nucleus. The transcript has 4 exons. NCBI's taxonomy places the organism in Eukaryota, Metazoa, Arthropoda, Insecta, Hemiptera, Phylloxeridae. The record is from RefSeq and is a predicted model, not a curated record.